AACCAUAAACGCAUUGGCAGAGAAUAUUUCUCUAUCGCAGGAGACCGGGGAGGAGGAAGAGGAGGCUGUAAUCAGGUACGGAGAAGUGCCAUGAAGUUCUGGAAGAGCCUGAGCUUGUUAAUCGAGGAGACGCUGCCGGAUUGGCGAGACAAGUUCUUGUCUUACAAAGAUUUGAAGAAGCAGUUGAAGCUGAUACAUCCAAACAAGGAUGGCGAGAAGAUCAAUCCCAAUAAACGACCCAGAUUGGAUCCCGCGGACGGCGGAGAUUCCGCUAUCACUGCCGGAGACAACAGUGAGUCGGUGACCCAGGAGGUGAAUGAUUUCGUUAAGGUGUUGGAGGAUGAGAUCGAGAAGUUUAACGCUUUCUUUGUUGAGAAAGAAGAGGAGUACGUCAUCAAAUUGAAGGAGCUGCAAGAUAGGUUAGCGAGGGCAGAGGAUUCAAAUGAAGAGCUGAUGAAAGUUGGGAGGGAGAUAGUGGAUUUUCAUGGGGAGAUGGUUUUGUUAGAAAAUUACAGUGCUCUUAACUACACAGGUCUGGUGAAGAUAUUGAAGAAAUAUGAUAAGCGGACCGGGGCUCUUAUUCGUGUCCCCUUCAUCCAGAACGUUCUGCAGCAGCCAUUCUUCACAACUGAUGUGCUUAACAAGCUUGUGAAGGAGUGUGAGACAAUGCUUGAUCAGCUUUUUUCUGUGAAUAAAUCAUCAGCCUCACCUGAAGCAACUGAGGUGCAAGAAGGCUGCGAGUCUGGAACUUGCACUGAAAAUAAAGAGAGGAUGCUCAAAGGUCCCAAAGAACUUGCAGAGAUCGAGCACAUGGAGAACAUGUACGUAAAGCUAACCCAAGCUGCACUGCGUGUCUUGAAAGAGAUUCGGAGUGGCAGCUCAACUGUUGAUGUGUUUUCAUUGCCCCCGUUGCAAAGCAGUACAUUGGAGGACUGUUCAAAGAUCCCCGUGUUAGAGCAAGCAGUGAAAUAGAAAUUCUCGGGAGAUUUUUGGGAUCUCUUACUUAUUUUCCCCCUUGUUUAUCUGCUGUACCCCUCUAUUUUGUAUAUACCGGCAUGCUAACAGUAGUUGUUUGUUCGUAACCAUAUAUCCUUUAGAAGUUAGAUACGCUUUUCUAUAAGAUUUUUAGAGUUCCAACGGAUGGAAUUAGCUUAUGACACUGUCAGUUUCAAGUUUGUAUGUGUGGAUUUUUCCCAUUUUAAGGAAACAAUCCCUCAAUCAAUUCAUGCUUAUUUAACA
Molecule: messenger RNA, 1239 nt
Organism: Tripterygium wilfordii
Lineage: Eukaryota; Viridiplantae; Streptophyta; Magnoliopsida; Celastrales; Celastraceae
Product: SPX domain-containing protein 2-like
Exons: 3
Coding region: 91-972 (293 amino acids)
Biological process (GO): cellular response to phosphate starvation
Source: RefSeq, a predicted model, not a curated record